GUUAUUAAACUAUUCUUUCCAACCAAACAAAUUAAUGUCGAUCGCAUCAUGGUCUGCGGCGUCUAAACCAAAUCACUCUAUCUGCUCCGACACCCACUCACUCGUACUCUGCUGCAUUCAUUCACUGUUUUACCACCAAUUUUUGUGAUGAAGAAGUUCCCACUCUCACACUCCGAUUUGGACUCUAAAUGUGCCUUCACUUUCUCACUCAUGCGUUUGAUGGCUUUUUUCGUCGCUACUUUCGUUCUCUGCUCUGUUAUUUUCUCUGUCUCCGUUGUUCUUCGAGACCCUCCCUCAGAUGCGGCACUUCGCGAACCCUCAUCACUCACCCCUCUCUUUCAAAUCACUCAAGAUUUGGACAAUGAUACCUCUGAUUCUGUUCAGUUGCUUCGAGAUAAACUGCACGGUGGCCUUUUAGUUGAUGGAUUUGAUGAAAAUUCCUGUCUCAGCAGAUACCAAUCAGCCGAGUAUCAUCUCAAAGGGCUGUCGGGAAACCCUUCUUCUUACCUCAUUUCUAGGUUAAGAAAAUAUGAAGCUCAACACAAACAGUGUGGACCUUACACUGAAUUCUAUAACAAAACAGUGGAACAACUUAGGUCUGGUAAAUUUACGGAGUCCUCACCUUGUAAAUAUGUUGUAUGGAUUUCAUUUAGUGGGUUAGGGAAUAGGAUAUUGACCCUAGCUUCUGCAUUUCUUUAUGCUCUUCUCACAAACCGUGUUCUGCUGGUUGACCCUGGAGUGGAUAUGGCUGAUCUUUUUUGUGAGCCAUUUCCAGAUACUUCCUGGUUUCUCCCUGCUGAUUUUCCUCUUACCGCUCAGUUUAAUAGUUUCAGUCAGAAAUCUGAUGAAUGUCAUGGGAAAAUGCUGAAAAAUAAAUUGGUUGUAAAUUCCAAUGUUCCUUCUUUUGUCUACCUUCACAUAGUCCACGAUUAUGAUGAUCAUGAUAAGCUUUUCUUUUGUGAUGAAGAGCAACAUUUUCUCCAGGAAGUGCCUUGGUUAGUGAUGAAAACAGAUAAUUACUUUGUCCCAUCUCUAUUCUUGAUGCCAUCAUUUGAGCAGGAGCUGAAUGAUCUCUUCCCAAAUAAAGAAACAGUUUUCCAUUUCUUGGGUAGGUAUCUGUUCCACCCCACUAACAGUGUGUGGGGACUUGUUACCAGAUACUAUCAAGCUUAUUUAGCUAAAGCCGAUGAAAGAGUGGGGAUACAAAUUAGAGUGUUUGACACAGAACCCGGUCCAUUUCAACAUGUAUUGGAUCAGAUCUUAGCUUGUACUUCCAAGCAUAAACUUUUGCCUGAUGUUAACAAUCAGCAGGAUGCUACCAAUUCAUCAGGAAGUCCCAAGUCAAAAGCGGUGUUGAUGGCAUCCUUAAGCUCUGGUUAUUUUGAAAAGGUAAGAGACAUGUAUUGGGAAUACCCUACGGUGACAGGAGAAGUUGUUGGUGUUUACCAGCCGAGCCAUGAAGGAUAUCAACAAACACAGAAGCAGAUGCACAACCAAAAAGCUUGGGCAGAAAUGUAUCUCUUAAGCUUAACUGAUGUGUUGGUUACAAGCUCUUGGUCUACUUUUGGCUAUGUGGCUCAGGGGCUUGGAGGUUUAAAACCAUGGAUUCUGUACAAACCUGAGAACCGAACAGCCCCAGAUCCUCCCUGUCGGCGUGCCAUGUCAAUGGAGCCAUGUUUCCAUGCUCCUCCCUUCUAUGAUUGCAAGGCCAAGAGAGGAACUGACACAGGUGAACUUGUUCCGUAUGUGAGGCACUGUGAGGAUAUGAGCUGGGGCCUUAAGCUUGUAGACACUGAUACUUAUCGCUAGUUAUGGCCAUCCAUAUACAAUGUAUGCUAUGAUGUAUUGUUCCAAAUUUUGGUGUAAAAUAGAAUUGAGUUAUUUCUUUGAUUUGUGUAUCCACUGUUCUCUCCGAGAAUCAUGGUAUUAGCUUUACUAUUUCAGGGCUAUUGACUGCGUAGAAAUGACUUUUUCUUAAUUUUGUUUACAUUGCUAAAUAUUAGUUAUUAAUUCUCGUUC
This is a messenger RNA of Vigna unguiculata (cowpea), 2019 nucleotides long. Its product is annotated as galactoside 2-alpha-L-fucosyltransferase-like. Gene Ontology annotation, biological process: cell wall biogenesis; xyloglucan biosynthetic process. NCBI's taxonomy places the organism in Eukaryota, Viridiplantae, Streptophyta, Magnoliopsida, Fabales, Fabaceae. Gene Ontology annotation, molecular function: galactoside 2-alpha-L-fucosyltransferase activity. The record is from RefSeq and is a predicted model, not a curated record. Gene Ontology annotation, cellular component: Golgi apparatus; membrane.